GUCUCUAAAACAGAGCCACAGUUUCCCUCGAAAACCUUAUCCGCUUCUUCUCCUCAAGCUCCGGCCAUGGCGUCACUGAUACUCGGAGCUCCCCCGGCCCCCUCUCAGUCGCUCGCUUUCAACUCCCGCAUUUCGUUCUCUCGCUCCGAAACCCUUGCCAUAUCUUUCCCCUCCUCCACUGCUUCGCUCUCGCUCUCCACAGCUUCUUCUCCACCGGUUCCUUCAGUAUAUUGCGGCAGAGGCGAUAAGAAAACCGAAAGGGGAAAGCGCUUCAAUCACUCUUUUGGAAAUGCGCGGCCGCGGAACAAGAACAAAGGCAGAGGACCACCUAGGGUUCCGGUGCCGGCGGCGCCCCCAAAGAAAGAUAAGUUUGAGGACGAUACGAUUGUCAAAGUUGAAAUUGAUGAGUCCUUGUCUUAGUUAAUUAAUGGAUCCUCCAAUUUGUUUAAUUUCUGUUUUUUAACUGUAAUUUAUGAAUCUUGAGUUUAUGUUAUGAGGAUUUUGAUCAAAUAUUUUUUUUGUUCUUGCUUGAAAUUAAUGAGUCAAAGCUUUAAAUUUUCAA
Pyrus x bretschneideri (Chinese white pear) is the source of this 562-nucleotide messenger RNA. RefSeq names its product 30S ribosomal protein S31, chloroplastic. Gene Ontology annotation, cellular component: plastid; ribosome. The transcript is spliced from 3 exons. The coding region runs from base 67 to 420 and encodes 117 amino acids. Gene Ontology annotation, biological process: plastid translation. The record is from RefSeq and is a predicted model, not a curated record. NCBI's taxonomy places the organism in Eukaryota, Viridiplantae, Streptophyta, Magnoliopsida, Rosales, Rosaceae.